CUGAAGACGGACAGCGACUGCACUACUGCUAACCACUCAACCUGAUCAAGCCUGUUCACAAGCCAGCACGGAGUAGGAGGAGACAGGCACCGUAGUGUAAGAGGUGCUGAAAACCUUCUUCGUUGUCUCAAUUCAUUUUCUACGUUUUUGGGAUGAUAAUGCAGGACUGACCAUACUUAAAAACAGACAGCAUUAUUAUUUUGUUUAUUUGGAAUUUAGGUGGAGAGGAGGACCUAUUUUAAAUAUCCGGUUACCAGGAAUAACAUUCAACAAAUAAAAGUGGGAUCUCCACCAGAAUUAGAACAUCUCAGCACCAUGGCACUGCUGGACACAGAGUUUGGGGUGAAGGGCAGCAGCAUCAUCAGGGAGUGGAGUGGACAGGUCCAGCCAGCUCUGGUCGCCUCCUUUGUUUUCCUCUUCUGUCUAGAAGCCUGUCUAUGGGUCAGGAAUCUCAGACUCAAGAGAAGGCUGCCAGGACCCUUUGCCUGGCCGGUGGUGGGCAAUGCCAUGCAGCUGGGGCAGAUGCCUCAUAUCACCUUCUCCAAGCUGGCAAAGAAGUACGGCAACGUGUAUCAGAUACGACUGGGCUGCAACAACAUAGUUGUGCUCAAUGGAGACACAGCAAUACGAGAAGCUUUGGUUCAACACAGCACAGAGUUUGCAGGCAGACCCAACUUUGUAUCUUUUCAGUCAGUGUCUGGUGGUAACAGCAUGACAUUCUCUAACUACAGCAAACAGUGGAGGACUCACCGGAAGAUCGCUCAGUCCACCAUUAGAGCUUUCUACUCUGCCAACAGCCAGACCAAAAAAGCAUUUGAACAGCACGUUGUGGCAGAGGCUACUGAGCUCAUUGAAGCUUUCCUCAAACUCAGUGCUGAUGGACAGUUUUUCAACCCUGCUCACGAACUGACAGUAGCUGCUGCUAAUGUAAUCUGUGCCCUGUGCUUUGGAAAGCGUUAUGGCCAUGAUGACAUGGAGUUUAGAACCCUUUUGGGCAGCGUGGACAAGUUUGGAGAGACGGUGGGGGCUGGCAGCUUGGUGGAUGUCAUGCCCUGGCUUCAAUAUUUCCCAAAUCCUGUCCGCAGUGUCUACCAGAGCUUCAAAGACCUCAAUAAAGAGUUUUUCACCUUUGUGAGAGACAAGGUGAUGGAGCACAGGGAGACAUUUGACCCUGAAGUGACUCGGGACAUGAGUGACGCCAUUAUUCAGGUAAUUGACAAGGCAGACAGUGAUACCGGGUUGACGGAGGCCCACACAGAAGGGACAGUGUCCGAUCUGAUUGGUGCGGGACUGGAUACUGUGUCAACUUGCCUUCAUUGGAUGCUCCUUUUAUUGGCAAAAUACCCCAACAUCCAAACCAGACUGCAGGAGCAGAUUGACAAAGUGGUAGGCCGUGACAGGCUGCCCUGUAUUGAGGACAAAGCCAGCCUGGCUUACCUAGAUGCUGUUAUCUAUGAGACCAUGCGCUAUACCAGCUUUGUACCCCUCACCAUCCCACACUCCACCACCUCAGAUGUCACCAUCGAAGGCUUCCACAUCCCCAAAGACACAGUGGUCUUCAUCAACCAGUGGUCUGUCAACCACAACCCUUUAAAGUGGAAGGACCCACAUCUUUUUGACCCCUCACGGUUCCUCAAUGAAAAUGGUGCCCUUGACAAGGACCUGACCAACAGUGUGUUGAUAUUCUCAGCAGGGAAGAGGCGAUGUAUCGGUGAGCAGAUCGCCAAAGUGGAGGUUUUUUUAUUUUCUGCUAUUUUGAUUCACCAGUGCAGCUUUGAGAAUAACCCAAGUCAGGACCUCUCCCUAGACUGCUCAUAUGGGUUAACACUGAAGCCCCUGAACUACAAGAUCUCUGCCAAGCUCAGAGGAGAAUUACUUAAUGGGGCAUAAAAUCUUGUGAUUUGUGUUUAGUAACAGAGCACCCACUAAUGGACUACAGUAAUCCAAUGCACUAUAAAAGGUAUGUACACAACAGUGAAUGUUUUGCUUGGUAGGUACCAACCAUAAGACUUAUAUUGAUACUUAUAUUGAUACUUUACUAUUAUUAUCAUUAGCUAAACUGAUUGUUGAUUGUAUAAAUCCCUUUUUGUGACAGAUAACUGAAUCAUGUUUGUUAUUUGUAUUAUUUUAUUGCACUGGCUAUACAGUUGAAGUCGGAAAUGUACAUACACCUUAGCCAAAUACAUU
Messenger RNA from Salvelinus namaycush (lake trout), 2187 nucleotides. Its product is annotated as cytochrome P450 1B1-like. The transcript has a single exon. Gene Ontology annotation, biological process: hormone biosynthetic process; progesterone metabolic process. The record is from RefSeq and is a predicted model, not a curated record. Gene Ontology annotation, molecular function: steroid 17-alpha-monooxygenase activity; iron ion binding; heme binding. The coding region runs from base 316 to 1890 and encodes 524 amino acids. Lineage: Eukaryota; Metazoa; Chordata; Actinopteri; Salmoniformes; Salmonidae.